AAAAAUUGUUUAUUUUUGUAACUGAAAAAAGGAUUGUUAUUUAUUUAUUUUGAUUUUAAUAUUUGAAAAUAAUGGAAGAUACCAAUGAUUCCGUAUUUGAUCUAAUAACUAGCCUGUGCGAGAAGUUUUGUGUGAAUGAUUCACGAAAGGCCCGUAUAUUGCGUUCUAAUUGUUAUGAAUUAUUAUUGGGAAAAAAAUCCUAUAAGAAUCCUAGAAAGUUUAAUGAUUUAGAAGGUUCCAGUGACCCUGUUAUAAAUUUACAAGCUUGGUGUUAUACUUUAAUAAAUAAUUAUGAUUUUGCUGAGGAAGCAUUAGAGUUACAGGAACAUACAGAGAAAUUAAAAGCAUAUUAUAGCAAUGAUGUUUCUAGUUUUAAUAGUCUUCUAACAUUUCUGUUAUGUCUCAAAAAUAUACCAAAAAAGGACAGUAAGAAAUUGAAUUUGUCUACUCUUCCUGAAAUUGAUGAUGAAAUGUUAAAUUUAAGUAGCAUAUUUAAAUUACCAGCAUCCCUACAAAAUGAAGCUAAUAUGUCAAGUAUAUUUAAGUUAGAUGAUAAAAUGAAAAGGAUAAGUUCUGACAAACUUCACAAUUCAUUAAAAGAUACUCGAGUAGAAUCAAAUAUAUUUCAAGAUGAAGGCUAUUCUUCCCCACAGAAACAGAAUAUUUGGGAUGUGGUAAUGAGCACUCGGUAUUCAAAUAGAAAGAGUUGGGAAAGUUAUGGCUGUGGCGUACCUGACAAAGAAAGACCCUUUUUAUCAGAAUUGGGAGAACUUUCUUCACUUUGGGUAGAGAAUCUAGAAUCACUGUAUCUAGCUAAUAAUAUGUUCCCUAGUUUUACCAUUAUUACUAACAAAAUGAAACCAAAGAAACAUUUUAUUCGAGAUUUAAAAUACCUUUUAGUUGGUAUGCCUUCAGAGACUUUUAAUCUUAAUUCCCGCGAGGAAUUUUUCCUCUCAUCUGGUAUGCUGGUGGAUGGAAUUACACCAGAUGCAAUAGAAAGAUAUUCCAGUGAAUUUCUAUUUUCUGGAUCGUGCUAUAGAGCUUUAAAACAAAUGGUUACGCCAGAUCCUACAACCAGAAAAUAUAAACAUUCUGGUUAUGUUUUUACCGAAUUUUGUGAAAGCUUGGCUAGGUAUCUGCAAUUUUAUCGGACUGCAGUAAUUAGUAUACCAGAUGUUACAAACUAUCUAACAUUUUAUGAAAAAACACAUGAGUUACAAAGACAAAUAUUAACUUUGACAUCUAUUUGCAAAGUGGGACCUUAUGCUUGUGAUGCUGUAGAGAUGCCUCAUGGGGUUGCAUUGUUAAAUUACUUAUAUCAAAAAGUAUUAGAUGUUAUUGACAAGAAUCUCUCUAUGGUACUUUAUUCUAUUUUAUAUCCAUGUUGUCAAACAUAUUUUAGUCGAUUUUUGCAUCAGUGGAUACUAAAAGGUUCAAUUAAUGAUCCCUAUGGAGAAUUUUUUAUUACUUCUAAUGUGAAAUUUCUUUCAACCAGAGGAAGAACUUAUUGGACUAGAAGUUAUGAAAUAAGGCAGGAUUUGGUACCUGAUUUCCUGCUGGAUAUAAAAGGUUCUAUUUUGUUCUGUGGAAGAAUUAUUAAUUUAUUGUAUUUGUGCACGCCUAUGAACAAAUUAUGUAUUUAUCUCAUGGGUAAAAACCCUUUAUUAUUCUCUUGUUGCCUAUCACAUACCCAGUUGAAUCAGCUUGAACAAUGCUGCGCAAGAUACUUCUUAGAAGCCAGCACUGAAUGUGGUUCCAAGUUUAGCUUUAAAAAUACAAUUAGCAGAUCUUUAGAGGACGAUAUUGCUUAUGUGAACCUGAUUGCAAAAAGGAGAGCUAUUACAUUAAAAAGAAUAGAAUUGGAAAGACAGAAAGUUAAGCAGGAAGAGUAUGAGAGAAAAAUGGAAGAAUUCAUGAGCUUGAAGGAACAAUAUGAAACUGCGUUUGAGCAAAAGCAAUUAAAAAUUUACAGGGAAAUAGAGAAGGAAAUUAAACAUAUGCAAGAGGAAAUAGAAAUAGAGACAAUGAGAGAUAAUUUAAUUUCAGAGGAAGCGAAUAAAAUGAUUAAUUAUUAUUCUGAACUAUAUGAAGCUGUAGAGAACCGAAAUAAAAAAAUUAACAGCUACAUGAAUAACAUUAAAAAUAUUCAUAUAGAUUCUUUACUAAUAGAUAAAGACAACCUAAAAAACUCUACUGAAACUGACAAACAAAACAGCUCUUCAGAGAGUUUUUAUUCCAUACCAGAUGACACUGAAAAUAAAAUGGAAACUCUAGAAGAACCAAAGCCAGUCGUUCAUAGUUCUGAAUCUAUGGAUCUUUUGAACGCCAACGUUGAAGGAAAUAAGACAGAAAACCCUAUAGAAACAGAAUUUAAAACGACCAUUAAAGAAACACAAACACCUGUAGAUGCAGAGUUAAAAACAACCAAUCCAAAUCUGCAACAAACUAUCGAGAAUUUUCAGUUGGCGCGAAAGAUCAAACAAAAAGUUUUGAAUCAGGAAAUGGGUAUAUCAACUUUCUUCUGUCAAGAUGUGAAACAGGUUGAAUUGCAUCCCCAAAUAAGUAAUUUGACAGCAGCGCAAAGAAACAAACUGAAGGUUUUGUCGUCCGAGUUUGGAAUUGAUGUUAUUAAGGAACACGUCAAGACUGAUAGGGUUUUGACGAUGGCGCAAAUUAAUAGGUCGAAAAUUUUGGGGCAUCAAGAUACCGUAUUCGGUAAUUUUUCAGAGGCGAGACUGGAUAAUGAGAAUUUUGUUAAUAAGAAUGAAAAGAAUAGUGAUAACACCUUAAAUGAAGCAAAGGCACCGAGUCCAAUAAAAAAAUCAAAAUCUCUACAUUUAAAUUUUGAGAAGAGUAAUUCGAAAGUGGAUUUGGAUAAGCCAGUGCCAAUGUCAGUGGAUUCCACGCCUUUAAGUGAUUUACCUGUGCUUGCCACCCCAUUAAGUGAUUAUCCCAGAAGCGUAACACCCAGUAGCAUGUUUUUGAGCGUUGAAACGAAAAUGGAUAGUUUACCUAAUACAGCUGAUGUCCAGCGUAGUAAUACCUCGUUUAGUUAUGUUAGUGACAAUCAGUUCGGUAACAUAAGUUAUCAUUAUAAUAAGAAGUCUGAAGAUCACGGUUCUAUCAAAUUUUCAAAAAGAGUAACUAGAGAGGAAGCAAAAACUGUAACAAAAAAUUGUCUUAAAUUGCUUUUGCAUGAAAGCGUCUCCAUACCUUUACUGACUCAGUUGAAGUUAGCAAACAACGAAAUAUUGAAGUAUUUUAUUGAAGAAUUAAAGUACUUAAAACACUUAGAGAGUCUCAGGUCGUAUUUUUUUCUCCAAGAUGGCGAAUUUGGCAGGAACAUUACUGAAAAUCUGUUUGAAAAAUUGUAUAAUGCUAAUUUUCCUUUGGAGUUAAUUAAUUGUAGAACUUUGCAGCAUUUAGUUUUCAGCGCAUUGGAUAAUUCCAGUAGAUUUCAAGAGAACUCUAACUAUCUUUCAUUCAAAAUUAAUAGUUUGCCGAAAUGUUUCGAUUUGGGCGAUCCGGACGUUUUAGAUUGCCUGUCGUUGACGUACAAAGUGAAAUGGCCUCUUAACAUUUUGCUUCCGUCUGACACGGUGUCAAAAUACGAUCAAGUUUUUAAAUUUCUGGUAAAACUAAACAGGGUGUCGUGGGUAUUGAAAAAAAUAUUUUUAGAACUGAAAGUACUGGCAAAAGAAACCGGCAAAAAGGAAAUAUAUUUGAUGUCUUCACCUCAGUAUAGAAAGUUACAUCAGUGUCGACACGUUAUGUCACAUUUUAUGCAAACCUUUCAGAACUAUAUCGUCGGUGAAGUGCUUCAACCUAGCUGGGAAUUGUUUGAAAGAAGCCUGGAACAUGUAACCAAUCUUGAUGAACUCUAUUCAGCUCACAUUACUUACAUCAAGAACAUAUUAUUUAGGUGUAUGCUUAAUCAAAAGUCAGUGGCUCUCAGGAACAUAAUCCAAAAGAUUUUUAUAGUUAUGAUUAAGUUUUACGACUAUCUCAGAUCCAGACAUUGGGUUUGUGAAGAUGGAUUGUAUGUCCAUCCGAAUUUCAGUAAACUGGAUAAAAUUUUCAAAAACUUUGAAGAUUUUGUUGUAUACUUUUUUAAAGUUGCCCAAAAAGUAACAAAGAGUGGAUACCAGCCUUUUUUAAUUCAAUUUUUAGAUGUUCUUAAUGUUAAUGAUUAUUACUCAAAGAAGUUGCUUAAAAAUACUUAAAUAAUUUACGCGCUUGUUAUUUAUUUUGCUGUUAAUGUUUUUAAAAUUAUUUAUUAAAAUA
Sitophilus oryzae (rice weevil) is the source of this 4284-nucleotide messenger RNA. Its product is annotated as gamma-tubulin complex component 6-like. Gene Ontology annotation, molecular function: microtubule minus-end binding; gamma-tubulin binding. Gene Ontology annotation, biological process: cytoplasmic microtubule organization; mitotic cell cycle; spindle assembly. Gene Ontology annotation, cellular component: spindle pole; centrosome; equatorial microtubule organizing center. The record is from RefSeq and is a predicted model, not a curated record. Lineage: Eukaryota; Metazoa; Arthropoda; Insecta; Coleoptera; Curculionidae.